Messenger RNA from Colletes gigas, 1699 nucleotides. RefSeq lists its product as uncharacterized. NCBI's taxonomy places the organism in Eukaryota, Metazoa, Arthropoda, Insecta, Hymenoptera, Colletidae. The transcript is spliced from 11 exons. Bases 1 to 1602 code for a protein of 533 amino acids. The record is from RefSeq and is a predicted model, not a curated record.
AUGGUCGCGAGGAUAUCGUUAUCAGAAUGCCGAUACGCGAUCGUGUGGUUGCUGUCAGUCGUGUCGCUGCGAUGCCAGGGUACGACUCACGAAAACGCGGAGGGAGAGGGAAACAUGGAGGACGCCGUCCUGGACGAGACGACCGAGGAUUACUGGACCGGAAGUGGAUCCGGUCCCGAGGAGGACGACUCUCUCCACAACGAAACCAGAGAAGCAUUGACGCACGAAGCCAGCGAUCACGAUGCCGUGGUGUACGUUGGCGAGGGUGCAGCUUACGUUCCGGUUCCGUCGCUAAAGGGACGACCUCUCAGUCCAAAUUUACAAGCCCUUCAGACGCUGCAGGGUCUCCAGGGAAUACCUGGAGGAGGUGGGACUGGCGUGGUGGGCGAUGAUGACUGGAAAAGGCACCCAGAAACCUGGGAUCGUGAGCACAGGAGAUAUCGACCUAACACAACGCGGGUUCAACAUAUCGAGGCGGAGUGCCAGGACGACUACAUGAAAAUCAGGAUCGGCUUCAAUGGUUCAUUCGCAGGGCUGCUGUACUCGGCAGGCUACUCCUACGAUCCGGAUUGCAUGUACGUGAAUGGGACGGGCCGCGAUUACUACGAGUUCUACAUCCAGCUGAAUCGGUGCGGCACCCUCGGCGAGAACACUCAUCAUCAGGACAGCAGAAAGAAUCCUACGAAAAACCUGAUGUGGAACACCGUCACGGUGCAGUACAACCCGUUGAUAGAAGAGGAGUUCGACGAACACUUCAAAGUGACUUGCGAAUACGGAUACGACUUCUGGAAGACUGUCACCUUUCCGUUCCUAGACGUUGAAGUGGCGACGGGAAAUCCCGUAGUGUUCACCCUGCAGCCGCCUGAGUGCUACAUGGAAAUCAGAUACGGUUACGGGACCACUGGAACUAGAGUGGCUGGACCAGUUCGCGUCGGUGAUCCUCUGACUCUCAUUAUCUACAUGCGCAGCAAAUACGAUGGAUUCGACAUCGUCGUGAACGAUUGCUACGCGCACAACGGCGGGAACAAACGUAUCCAGCUGAUCGAUCAGUACGGUUGCCCCGUGGAUGAUAAAUUGAUCAGCAGAUUCCGCGGAUCCUGGUCCGAGAGCGGCCUCUUUGAGACUCAAGUGUUUGCCUAUAUGAAGACGUUCAGGUUCACCGGCUCCCCGGCCUUGUACAUCGAAUGCGACGUCAGGAUGUGCCACGGGCGAUGUCCAAGCCAGCCGUGCCACUGGAGGAAUGCCAAAAACGUGGCGAAGCGUUCGCUGCCAGAAAUUGACGGGUCGUCGACACCAGCGAGCAGUUUGUCGGAAAACGUGAACCUUUUCCAGUCGUUGCGCGUGCUCCAGGAGGGCGAGGCCGAUACGGAAUUUUUCCAAAAUUCGACCACAGCUUCGCGAAGCGGACCCAGCGAACUGACGAACGACAGAGUCUGUUUGAGGUCAACGGUUCUCAGCACAAUGAUAGGGAUUGGUUGCGGUUUCCUGUGCAUAAUGGCAGGCACGAUAUUGGCCAUGUGUUCGCGAAUGCGACGACAGGCUAGGGAGAAGCUAUUGUCCGACAGCAUAAGCUACAUGACCCACAAGGGUAGAAUCAACUAGACGCGGCCUCCUCGAAUGCGCAAGCAAGUCUCUUUGUUCUAGGCAUGUCCACUGGGUGGAGCCCUUCGCGUGGCUCGUUCCCCUCCCACACGCCGCC